ACUGUAGUGUUUUUAAAAGGUCAGUAAUUAGUCAAUACAAGAACAUUUUGCUGGCUAUAAAUUAGAAGUUUUACACCUCAAUCAUUAAUCUUAUUACAAAUAACAAAAAAGUUGUUCAGCAACAUUUCAUAAACGGUUUGUUCUUCUCUCCCCCCCAAUAUUCCAUAUUAUUCUGUGUUGUAUCUUAUCGACACCCUGAGUCUGAAUAAUAAAUGUCGUCACACUCCCGCCAUAUUCAGAAUGGCGCCAUCGUGUGGUGGAUGGGGGGGUAGCACAGACAUGGUGUCUCAGGUAAUAACAGUGUAAUCUGUUGAUCUGCUCAAGUCUCCAGCCUUAAAUCUCCCUCCCUUAGACCUCGUGUUGCCUCAGAGGAACAAUGACGACUUGUCUCAUGAAACUCUGCAGACUUCUCUGCUGUGCACUGACUCUACCGUUAACCCUGAUGGAGCGCACAGGCCUGUGCGGUGUCUACAAACGCCUCUUUCCCUUCCUCGCCUACAACAUCACGUUUUCAUACAACGCUAAAACGCACGGGAUCAAGAGGGAGCUCUUCAGAAACGUGGGCAGCUUCGCGAGCAGCGACGGGACCCUGCGCCUGCUGGAGAUCGGCUGCGGCAGCGGGGCCAACUUCAGGUUCUACCCCGGCGGCUGCACGGUGACCUGCACCGACCCCAACCCGCACUUCAGCAGCUACCUGCGCAGGAGCAUGGCCGACAACACGCAUCUGACCUAUGAGGAGUUCAUGGUGGUGUCAGGGGAGAACAUGGAGGAGGUGCAGGGCGAGUCUGUUGAUGUUGUGGUGUGCACGCUGGUCCUCUGCUCCGUCAGGGACGUGCGGGAGGUGCUGCAGGAGGUGCGACGCAUCCUCAGACCUGGCGGAGCCUUCUUCUUUUUGGAACAUGUUGUGUCAGAUCCGUCUUCAUGGACAUACUUCUUUCAACAUGUGCUUGAACCUGUGUGGUACUACCUUGGGGAUGGGUGCAUGAUCACCAGAGCCACAUGGAAAGAUCUAGAAGCCGCUGGUUUCUCUGAACUUCACUUAAAACAAGUUGAGGCUCCAGGGGUGACGUCAUUGAUAAGACCACAUAUCAUGGGAUUUUCCAUUAAGUGACUGCAGGGGAGAAUGGACACGUCAUUUUGCCAUUGUUUAAGGCGUCUAUUCUGUAUUAUUUUUACUCAAAGCACAGUAAUUAGUCAGUACAAGAAUAUUUAGCUUCCUAUUCAAGAGCUUGACUUGUUUUUGUCAUUAUAAAACCCUCAUGACAAAGAAGUGUAAUUGAGGCCUGACAUUUUACACUUCAAUCAUAAACCUUCUUAUUAAUAACUAUAAAACUAUAAAAAAAACAUAGAUAUAACUUGAAUUUAGAAAGUUAACACAUGUUGAUGUGUAUCAGCAAACAUAAACGAUGAUAGAUAACAACAAAAAACGGUCAGACUCUCCUUCCUACUAAACCAUAAUUUAUAUUAUUACAUAUACUGUUUGUAACUACCUCAUAAGAGUCCAAAUUCCAGCUGUAGGUUUCACAU
Messenger RNA from Hippoglossus stenolepis (Pacific halibut), 1527 nucleotides. RefSeq names its product putative methyltransferase-like protein 7A. The record is from RefSeq and is a predicted model, not a curated record. Lineage: Eukaryota; Metazoa; Chordata; Actinopteri; Pleuronectiformes; Pleuronectidae. The transcript has 2 exons. Gene Ontology annotation, molecular function: S-adenosylmethionine-dependent methyltransferase activity. The coding region runs from base 377 to 1111 and encodes 244 amino acids.